AUGUCUGACAGGCUCAAGGAACGCAAAAGAACCCCGGUUUCUCAUAAAGUGAUCGAAAAGCGAAGGAGGGACCGAAUUAACCGCUGCUUGAACGAACUGGGCAAGACAGUCCCCAUGGCCCUGGCAAAACAGAGUUCCGGGAAACUGGAGAAGGCGGAGAUCCUGGAGAUGACAGUUCAGUACCUCAGAGCUCUGCAUUCCGCGGAUUUUCCCCGGGGAAGGGAAAAAGCAGAGCUUUUAGCAGAGUUUGCCAACUACUUCCACUAUGGUUACCAUGAGUGCAUGAAGAACCUGGUGCACUACCUCACCACCGUGGAGCGGAUGGAGACCAAAGACACCAAGUACGCGCGCAUCCUUGCCUUCUUGCAAUCCAAGGCUCGCCUGGGCGCGGAGCCCGCCUUUCCGCCGCUCUCGCUCCCGGAGCCGGAUUUCUCCUAUCAACUGCAUCCAGCCGGCCCAGAGUUCCCGGGCCACAGCCCGGGCGAAGCCACAGUGUUCCCGCAGGGGGCUACCCCAGGUUCAUUCCCUUGGCCUCCUGGAGCGGCCCGCAGCCCAGCACUGCCUUACUUGUCCAGCGCGACCGUACCUCUCCCCACUCCCGCACAGCCCCACAGCCCCUUCUUGGCUCCGAUGCAGGGCCUGGACCGGCAUUACCUAAAUCUGAUCGGCCAUGGCCACCCCAACACCCUCAACCUGCACACGCCCCAGCACCCUCCGGUGCUCUGACACCCACUCACCGCAUAGAUUACUUUGCGAUUUGGUGCCAGUUUGAGAC
Rattus norvegicus (Norway rat) is the source of this 775-nucleotide messenger RNA. The record is from RefSeq and is a predicted model, not a curated record. NCBI's taxonomy places the organism in Eukaryota, Metazoa, Chordata, Mammalia, Rodentia, Muridae.